GUCUACACAGCUAUCGUAUGCUCAGCCCACAAAGACAAAUAGUAUUGGAGCGGCAGGGCAGCAGGGCAGAGGUGCAGAUGAAAAGAGCCUAGAGAAACUAUUGCUUUAAGCUCUGAAAUACAACUACCAGACCUCCAAAACAAAAAUGAAUGGACAGAAGCAGUGGACACGGUUGGCAAUGGCACUCCUGGUGCUUACAGUGAUUGCAGCUGAAGGAGGAAAAGCAGAAAAACAAGGAAAGAAGGAGCGCAAAUCAGACUGUGGGGAGUGGCAGUGGAGUGUGUGCGUAGCCAAUGAAGGGGACUGUGGACUUGGCACCAGGGAGGGAACACGCACCGGCACUGACUGCAAGCAGACCAUCAAGACCCAGCGCUGCAAGAUCCCCUGCAACUGGAAAAAGAAGUUUGGAGGCGAAUGCAAGUAUGACUUCCAGGCUUGGGGGGAGUGUGAUCUGGCAACGGGCAAAAAGAACAGAACAGGAGUGCUAAAGCGAGCGCUUAUGGAUGCAACCUGCGCAUCCACUGUCACAGCCACCAAGCCUUGUGGGAAAAUCCCUAAGACCAAGCUGCAAGAUGCAAAGAAGCAAAAGAAGGAAGGCAAGAAGCGAGAACGCACCCAAAUGGCCGACGAGCUUGUUUGAACCAGGGAGGGAGGAAGAAGACAGUGGGGAUGAUUCCACUGCCCUGUUUCAACAUGGUUCCUCUUUACAUGUCCUGUAGGUUGACUGUAGGAGCCUAUAUAGCUUUGACAAAAAAAUAAAAUCAGUGGAAAUGUGACUCUUAGUGACCACUUUUUACCUUUUUCUUCUUUCUAGCACCUCAGAAGAAAAACCUGUAUGUUGCAAUAGAGGAUAUAAUACAAUAGAGAUAAAUAAUGAGAAGAUUUAAUUAGUCGUGUUCCCGCCUAAUGAUGUUAUGUUUAGGAUUAUUUUUUUAAGGACAAAUUGCUUAGGAUUUGUCUUACAGUUGCACAUAGCAUAACCCUAAUUUGGAAAACUCUUUGAUCCAUGCCCAGACUUAAUAAGUCAGUUUGCUAAAACUGAAGUUAUGAACAUGUUUACUCAAUUAAUUUGACCAAAAAAAAAAAAAAAAAGUCAUGAAUUUGCAAUUUGUGGCUCAAUUUAAUUAGAAUUUCUUAUUCUUUCUGUCAAAUAGUGUUGAAUAAACAUAAGCUAGUUCUUUUUUUUUUUUUUUCUCCUGCUGCUCUGUUGUACCUCAAUUUAUACCCCACUGAUUUUUACUCUCCAUCUCUUUGUUGUAAAAAAAAAAAAAGAAAAGAAAAAAGUCCUCACUGUGGUAGUCCUUCAAGUUAACAUCCCCUUUGCUUCCUGGUACAUUUCCAAAAGUUAAAAAUGCAUAAAAUAAAAAUCAAAGUUAGAAAA
Archocentrus centrarchus (flier cichlid) is the source of this 1381-nucleotide messenger RNA. It is a transcript of the gene ptn, whose product is annotated as pleiotrophin. The coding region runs from base 146 to 640 and encodes 164 amino acids. The record is from RefSeq and is a predicted model, not a curated record. The transcript is spliced from 5 exons. Lineage: Eukaryota; Metazoa; Chordata; Actinopteri; Cichliformes; Cichlidae. Gene Ontology annotation, molecular function: growth factor activity.